Molecule: messenger RNA, 297 nt
Organism: Xyrichtys novacula (pearly razorfish)
Lineage: Eukaryota; Metazoa; Chordata; Actinopteri; Labriformes; Labridae
Source: the annotation of a GenBank genome assembly
AUGACUCCUGCUCACUUUGCCUUCUCCUCAACAUUUACGCUAGGCCUGAUAGGACUAACAUUCCACCGAACCCAUCUUUUGUCUGCCCUCUUAUGUUUGGAAGGAAUAAUACUAUCUCUAUUCAUUGCCUUUGCACUCUGGACCCUGCAACUAAACUCCUCUAGUUUUUCAAUUGCACCUAUAAUCCUCCUGGCCUUCUCAGCCUGUGAGGCCAGCGCUGGCCUAGGACUUCUUGUUGCAACCGCUCGCACUCACGGCUCUGACCGCAUGCAAAACCUAAACCUCCUCCAAUGUUAA